GCGCCGUCAAGUAGCCCCGGGAACCGCUAGCGCCGCGGAGCCGGUGGGCGGCCGGAGGCCGGAGUGCUCGGCCGUACCCGCCGGACCUCGGCCAGAGUCCGCGCGGCCGCGUCCUCGCAGCGCUGCCCUCCUCGGCCCGCCAUGCGCCCGCUGGCCCUGGCCGCGCUGGGGCUGCUGCUGUCGCUCCUGCUGCCGCCGCCGCCGGGAGAGGCCUCCAGUAAGCCGACGCCCUGCACGCGCUGCCGGGAGCUGGUGGACAAGUUCAACCAGGGAAUGGCGGACACCGCCAAGAAGAACUUCGGCGGUGGGAACACGGCUUGGGAGGAAAAGUCGCUGUCCAAGUAUGAGUUCAGUGAGGUCCGCCUCCUGGAGAUCGUGGAACGCCUGUGUGGCAGCAGCGACUUCGAGUGCAACCGGCUGCUGGAGGAGCACGAGGAGCACCUGGAGGCCUGGUGGCUCCGGCUGAAGAAGGAGAACCCUGACCUGUUCGAGUGGUUCUGUGUGAAGACCCUGAAGGUCUGCUGCUCUCCAGGGACUUACGGGCCUCACUGCCUCGCGUGCCAGGGCGGGUCUGAGAGGCCCUGCAGCGGGAACGGCCACUGCAGCGGAGACGGCAGCAGAGAGGGGGACGGGUCCUGCCAGUGCCACGUCGGGUACCGGGGGACUCUGUGCACCGACUGCGUAGAUGGCUACUUCAGCUCGCUGCGGAACGACACGCACAGCAUCUGCACAGUCUGCGACGAGUCGUGCGAGACGUGCACGGGCCCGACCAACAGAGACUGCGGCCAGUGCGAAGUGGGCUGGGUGCUGGAGGACGGCGCCUGCGUGGAUGUGGACGAGUGCGUGGCGGAGCCGGCCCCGUGCCAAAGCAACCAGUACUGCGAGAACACCAGCGGCUCCUUCCAGUGCGAAGAUUGUGACUCCACCUGCGUGGGCUGCACGGGGAAGGGCCCGGGACAGUGUACAGAGUGCAUCCCCGGCUACAGUAAGGAGAGCGGCCAGUGUGCAGAUGUCGACGAGUGCUCCCUGGCAGAGAGAGUGUGCACGAGGACCAGCGAGAACUGCUACAACACCCCCGGGAGCUACGUGUGCGUGUGCCCCGAGGGCUUCGAGGACACCGCGAGCGCGUGCGUGCGCACGCAGCCAGCCGGGGACGACGUCACAGAGGAGGGCCCGACGCAGCUGCCGUCCCACGAAGACCUGUAGCCUGUGUCCGAGGCGGGAGCCAGGCCCGCCCGGCGGGUGUCCACACUGGCGUCCAGAGACCUGGCCGGGAGCCGCCCCUGAGUCUCCAGGGACGGUCGGAGGGGAAGUUGCCUUCAAAACGGUGGAUGCUCAUCCGACCCUUUAAAAAGCUGCAUUUUUGGUUCUUAAACAGAUUUGUAUAUUUUGAUACCAUUCUUUAUAAUAAAAUUAACCACCGAAGGUCGUCAGGCUUAGAA
Molecule: messenger RNA, 1442 nt
Organism: Pteropus alecto (black flying fox)
Lineage: Eukaryota; Metazoa; Chordata; Mammalia; Chiroptera; Pteropodidae
Gene: CRELD2
Product: cysteine rich with EGF like domains 2
Exons: 10
Coding region: 142-1206 (354 amino acids)
Molecular function (GO): calcium ion binding
Source: RefSeq, a predicted model, not a curated record